UUCAUCAUUGAAUUUCAAGACAUCGGUCAGUGAUGUCAGUCCUUUCGGAACUCAGCUAGCGAUCUCUGGUUUACCGGGGUGUAUUUAUAUAUAUAUGUUUGUAUAUAUUUUUCUACCUUUUUAUCAUUACUGAAGUGACUGGAAGGAUAAUUAUCCCAGUGAAAAUUAGUGCCGAUGUCUCUCAUACAGGUAUCUCGGGUGUUAUUGAGAUGUCAGCAACACACCAUACCCGGUCGGUUGAAACUUUGGCAGAUGGACACCACAAUUAAGACCAACAAAAACAUUUAUUUUGGUUGCUUGCGAUAUUCCUCCAACGACUCCUCAAAGCAUGUCAGCAUUGGUGAUAUCAAGAAAGUGCUUAAACAACCACAGAAUCCAGAAUUAGUACCGGUUAAAUACAUCUGUUCAAACCCAUCACAAGCUGUUCUCCGGCAUUUAAGAUGGAUAAUGCAAAAGGAUCUACUGGAACAAGAUGUAUUUUUGAUUGGCUCCCCUGGUCCUAUCCGAAGACAACUGGCCAUGAUGUAUUUGGAGCUGACAAAACGUGAAGUAGAAUAUGUAUCUUUGUCCAGAGAUACUUCAGAAUCUGAUCUUAAGCAACGGCGUGAAAUUCUUGCAGGAAAUGCAUUCUAUGUUGAUCAGUGUGCUGUGAAUGCUGCUGUAAAAGGUCGGGUUUUGGUUCUUGAAGGCAUUGAAAAAGCUGAAAGAAAUGUCCUUCCUGUGCUGAACAAUCUUUUGGAGAAUCGAGAAAUGCAACUUGAAGAUGGUCGCUUCUUGGUAGCAGCAUCACGCUAUGACCAGUUGUUGGAAGAUUAUUCUAAAGAGGAACUAGACAAACAGAACCUAGUUCGGGUCCAUGAAGAUUUCAGAGUGAUUGCCCUUGGUCUUCCUGUUCCUCGUUACAAAGGCAAUCCUCUUGAUCCGCCCUUGCGGUCUCGGUUCCAAGCUCGAGGAAUUUCUGCGUUACCAUUUAAAGAACAUUUAGAAAUGUUGCAGGAAAUUGGACCAAAGAUCUCAUCAAAUAAACUAUCUCUGAUGUUAUCUUUUGGUACAACACUCCUUACUGAGGAAUCAGUUUCUCUUGGUUUACCUGACUUUCCCAUUGAUAAUCUUUCAGCUAUGAUAGCUGUUCUAAAUAGUCAUCCACACCUAUCACUAACAGACGUGAUUUAUCGUAUCUAUCCUUAUAAUAUGUUUCUCAAUAAGGAAGGGAUUGCUGCUGUGGAAGGGACCAUGAAGAAAUUUGAUUUGGUAGAUCACCGAAGUAGGGAGGCUAUGGAUGUCACUAAUGUCGAUAAAUCUGGUAUGUACGCUACCGUUCACAUGAAGUCCGGAUCAGACACAUCUCAUUGUAAGGUACCUGCUGGUCUUAAUGAUUUCAGUACAUCAGGAACUGAAAGGUUUGUCAAGAACACAUACCAUAAUGGAAUGUUAGCUGAGAUGUUACAGUCCCAUCAAGUCCGGGAUUUCUGCUUGAUUGGACCAAAGGGCUGUGGUAAAAGUGUUUUGGUUGAAAACUUUGCGAAUUACCUUGGAUAUCACAUCGAACCUGUUCACCUGCACCAGGAUAUGACCUCUAGGGAUUUGUUACAGCAGAGGUCAACUCGUCCAAAUGGAGACACAUUUUGGGUGUCAUCCCCUCUGGUCAGUGCUGCCCUUCAAGGUAACUUAGCUGUCCUUGAUGGUGUCCACCGUAUCAACCCUGGUUCAUUUUCAGUCAUACAAAGAUUGAUCCAUGAUCGGGAAUUGCAGCUUUAUGAUGGUACCAGACUCUUACAUGCUGAUCGAUAUAAUCAAAUUAAAGAAUCCACUGGCAAAACUGAUACAGAAUUGAGUGAAAGUGGGAUUUUACCAAUUCACCCAUCUUUCCGGAUCAUUGCACUUGCUGAGCCACCAGUAAUUGGUAGCACCAAACAGCAGUGGCUGUCUCCAGAGCUUUUAUCUAUGUUUCUUUUCCACCGCAUCCGACCAUUGGCACUCAUUGAAGAAGAGUUGGUCCUCAAGACACUGGUACCAAACUGUCCAGAUAUGACCGUCCUCUUGAAGUUUGUUCAUAAUAUGAGAGCUUCCACUGAUCCUGCUUUUGUGUCUUUAGCAUCCUCUCUAUCUACACGGCAGUUGCUCAGAAUAGCUCACCGAUUGGCUAAUUUUCCUAGUGAAGACCUUGGUUCUAUCAUACAAAAGGCUUGUCUUUCAAAGUUCCUACCUCGAAUGGUACGAUUGUCUUUAGAGCAGGCACUUCAAGAUGCUGGUUUGGAGACAUCAACUAAUAUGAAGUUUACCAACCUAGAAGAAGCCACAACAUGUGAGGUGAAAGAUGGAAUGGUAAGGAUUCGAAAUACAAAACUUCCAGUCUGUAAGCCAGAUAACAUCACUAAAGUCCCGAACAUAUUGUUUUAUGAAAAUAAUCAGCAUCUGAUUGUUAUGGAGGAUAUGCUCAAAGAUUAUUCCUUAGGAGAGCAUUUGCUGUUGGUAGGGAACCAAGGAGUGGGCAAGAAUAAGAUUGUAGACAGAUUCCUACAGCUAUUAAAUCAGCCCAGAGAAUACAUCCAACUCCAUCGUGAUACCACAGUGCAGACAUUAACAUUGCAACCAACUGUACUGAAUGGUGUCAUCAUGUAUGAAGAUUCACCUCUGGUGCGUGCUGUGAAAGAAGGUCAUGUUUUGGUUAUAGAUGAGGCAGACAAGGCGCCAACACACGUCACGUGUAUUUUGAAGACACUUGUGGAAUCUGGAGAGAUGCAUAUGGCUGAUGGCCGCAAAAUAGUCUCUGCCAAUUCUCGAGUGCCACCUUCUGAGAAAACCAUCGUGACACACCCUAAUUUUCGUAUGAUUGUCUUGGCUAAUCGACCUGGCUUCCCAUUCCUUGGCAAUGAUUUCUUUGGCGCAGUAGGAGACAUCUUCAGCUGUCAUGGAAUAGAUAAUCCAGACAUGGACUCUGAGAUUGCCAUGCUCCAACAAUAUGGACCAGAUGUUUCCAAUAACAUUCUCAGGAAGUUGGUUCUGGCAUUUGGUGAACUAAGAAAUUUAGCCGAUCAAGGGCUGAUCAACUACCCUUAUUCCACCCGUGAAGUUGUCAAUAUGAUUAAGCACCUGCAGAAAUUUCCAAAUGAAGGCCUCACAACUGUGUUGAAGAAUGUUUUUGAUUUUGACGCUUACAAUGAAGAACUGAGGGGGACCAUAAUAGAUAUCAUGGCAAAACAUGGUAUACCCCUAGAGGCCAGUGACAGCCAAGUGAAACUAACCAAGGAGCUUCCUUUACCAAAAUUUGAACGUCUUGGACAAUGGAGAGUUGCUUCUUCAGGCAUUCGGCAGCAAAACAUCUUCAGCUGCCCUGUAACCACCAAGCCUCUUGAUAUAAAGGGACCGCUGCCACUGCCACAAGAAGUUAUAACUAUUGACCGGACUGAAAGUCGUUCCAAUACAUUUACUGAGAGAGAAGCCCAAUGUUUGCUUCCCCUUGAUGAAGGUAACAUUGUCGCUGAUUUGGCUGUUACCAAAGCUGAGCAUCGUAGUGCUGGCCAAUCUAUCAAAGAUAUGAUCCAUGUGGCCACAUGUAACCCAAUUUCAGUGAUUAGCAUUGAUGCCAAGUCUGUUCACGGGAAACUCACUGAACUGUAUGAACUGUUCCCACCAGUCAGCAUGGCAUAUCGGCCAAAAGUGAAACUGACAGCCCUCUCUGCACCACUUGAUGAUACACUAAUACUACAUGAGGAAUGCACAAAUGCACUGAUGAGCCUUAACUACGAAACAGGGGAAGUGGCACGACUAAAGUCUGAAUAUUUACCAGAGAUUGCAAUAGAGAAGAGGAAAUUCCUGCAGUAUGGUGUUAAACCCAAAAAGAAUAAUCCAUUUGUCAUGCUUGGUUCCACUCUACCAGAUUCCAACAUUAUCACCUUUUACAAAGAAAACAGUGACACUGUUAUUCUUGUCGACCCACUCCAGUGUCUCUCUCACCAAGUCAUUCUGCCAGUGAAAAUCCGCUGCCUUCAGAUUGUCGACGCCAAUAAAUGGAUUAUUACGGACUCCAGUACUAACCAGAAAUAUUUACUAACAUCAAAAGAAGCUGACCAAUUCCGUUUACAAUUCAUUGAAGAACAUGACGGUGAGAUUGACAAUGAAAUAACAGCUGCCACAUCACGGCCAUGUGACGAAAUCACUGUGAAGAAGAUACUAGGAGAUGACACUUCUGCAGGUCCUAACCGUCUCCUCACUACACCUGAUACCUAUGCAGUUCUUACCCUUGGCUUCCCACCAAAUAGUGAGACUACAACAAAUGAGGUUUACCAGAUUCCUCGAGGGGAGCAGACUUAUGUUAGUAAUGAUGACUUUCUCAGUUUACACAAACUCCGUCAACAUGUGCCUCCACAGUCAAGUGUACCUGUGUUACUACCAGAAUCUGGUCAAGUUGUCCGUGCUAUUGAGCCUGAGUAUGUGCCUAAGUCAGCUGAAGUCACAAAAAAUGAUUUACUAGAUGCUGCAGGUUUUCUUGAAAUUGCUGAUUUAGUGAACAAGAAAUUAAGAUAUUUGAAUGUCCCAAGCUCAGGACGUUCUCCACCAUAUAGUUUCUGGCUGAUGCAGCCCGCUGACACAAGUCUGAAGUUAGCCUCACUCAGUGGUGAAGGACUUGUAACAGUUGACUCCAGUGGUUAUGUACAACUGUGGGAGACAUCGUUGGUCCAUUUACAGCGCUCCCUCCAGGAAUGGCGUAAUAUGAUUGGUUAUGAAGAUACACGCCCACUCCAUAUUAACUAUGAGCGUGACAGUGGCAAGUCAGCUGAGUUCCCUAAACAUGGGAAAAUAGAUCCUGAGAAUGCCCCACAUGUUGGGGGAAAUACCUGGGCUGGAGGAACUGGGGGUCGUGACACAGCUGGUUUAGGUGGAAUUGGUGGUCCAUAUCGGCUUGACAGUGGACACAACGUCUUCCAGGUUUCCCAAGCUGAAAAAGAUGCUGUCCCAGAAGAGGUUCGAAGAGCUGCUCAAGAAAUGGCUGCAAAAGCAUUCAAAGAAAGAUUAAGGGAGAUUAAUAUGAGUGAAUAUGAUGCUGAAACCUAUGACAGUUUUGCCCAGUCUGUCCGACGUCAAGUGCAGUCACUCCGGGUGAUACUUGAUACUCUCCAGGCAAAAGGCAAGGAACGUCAAUGGUUAAAACAGCAGCCUCAGGGAGAUCUUGAUGAAACAAAGUUGAUUGAAGGAAUUGCUGGUGAGAAAGCAAUUUAUAAGCGCCGAGGAGAGCAAGAACCUGAGCUUGGAGCACCAAUGGAACUACCGAAGCGUCUCCGCCUUGUCGUUGAUGUAUCUGGCAGCAUGUACCGCUUCAACGGUCACGAUCGUCGGCUCGAAAGAGAAAUGAGUGCAGUGUUGAUGGUAAUGGAAGCGCUUGAAGGCUACGAUACCAAACUGAAGUACGAAAUCUUUGGUCAUUCUGGAGAGAACUAUGACGCACCCUUUGUGAAAGCUGAUCAAGCUCCGAAGAACAAGAAAGAGAGACUUGUUGUUUUAAAGACUAUGCAUGCGCACUCACAGUUCUGCCUGAGCGGAGACAACACUUUAGAAGCAACGAAGCAUGCUAUCGACUCGGUUGCCAAAGAAGAAGCUGAUGAACACUUUGUCAUCAUCCUAAGUGAUGCCAACUUUGAACGGUAUGGUAUCAGUGCUAGGAAGUUCUCAGAACUGCUCACCGAAAACAAGGAAGUGAAUGCUUUUGCCAUUUUCAUUGGAUCUCUUGGAGACCAGGCUGUCAGGUUGACAAAACAGCUUCCAAUGGGCCGAGCUUUUGUGUGCAUGGAUACAGACAAACUACCUCAGAUAUUACAACAGAUAUUCUCGUCAACAAUGUUAUCAUCUGAUUGAUGACAAGGAAGCAAUGUGUGUCAUGCCGUUUAGAACUUUCAUAUUUGAUAGCAUUAAAGAUGCACGGGCAUGUUAGAUGCACUCUAAUUUCAACAGCACAUAUUCAGGAGAUAAAGAUUUUAGUGCAUUAACACUUAUGGGAAGCCCAACUUUGUACAUAAGACCCAAAGUGAUUUUUUUGAGACAUUUGUUGGUGGGAAAAUAGUAUGUCCUAUAUGCCAUUAAAUACAGUUUUCUAUGAACUGCUAAACUGUGGUGACAAGCAAUCAGAACAUUUUAUAACUCUGCUAUUAAGUCAACUUCACAUUUUUUUCCCAGCUUAUACCAUUUUUACAAACUACAUCACUUAGCACAAACCAACGAAGGGGGAUCUCUAUGUGGUCUGGUUACUUGAUCUGUUAGAAAUUGUAACUUAAGUCUCCUCAGAUUGUAUCAAGCUGUCUUAACCCUUUAUCAUUUAAACCGGUAAUUAUCCAGCCCAAAUGUUCUACCAGUUUUAUGUCCAAACUGGGCAUAUGUGGCCUCUCACACUUACUCUUCAAUGUCAUUCUAAAAAUAUACUAUCACAUCCUUGAAAUCUCAAAGUUAUGAGAUAAAGUAUGAUUAAUUCAAAACAAAGUGAAUAAAUAAGUAUCAAAUAAAUAAGUGUUACAUCUGAAUGAUAAAGGGUUAAUUUGAAAGGAUUUAUUGGAUUAAGUCAUUCUGGAUGUUUGCAUAUUGGAAAAAGAUGGUAUUGGCAUGGAUGGAAUGUCUUUGAUUGUUCAUCUCCUUGGUCAAAGAUGACCUGUAGCUAAACAACAAUGGCAAAAAAAAUAACCAUAUCAUCAUCAUCACUACACUCAAGUCAAUGAAAGGAAGCCUUUAUGUGGUCACUUGAUCUGCUAGAAAAAGUAACUAAAUCUCUCUCAAAUCAUCUGAUUGACUUAAAAAAUAGUGGUCACUUGUCUAAUAUGUUCUUGAUUUCCUUGUAUAGAGGAAAAAGGCAAGAUGGGCAUGUCUGGAUUACCUUUAAUCAUAGGCUUUUUUUUCCAUCAGGGCUAAACUAGGGCUAAACAACAACAGUAACACUACAGCCUCUACAAUGUCACUUGGCCAACUAGAAAAGGCUGUGUAAACUUUCUGUAAAUAUUCCUAAUUGAUUUUAAAAAGGGAAGAAUACAUAUGUAUCCAAGAUAAGAAGUCGUAAGUACAUUCAUACUUUUGAAUGAAAAAAAAAGAAGGGAUGGUCAUGGCUGGGAUGUCUUCUAUUAAAUGCCUUCUCAGUCAAAAUUAAUGUAGGAUUAAACAGCUGCAGUAGGGACUUUCCUACACACAAACCAAUAAGAGGGCUUCUACAUGGUCACUCAAAAUGUGGGAGAAAGCAGUCAAUUAUCUCCUAAGUCAUCCUAAUGUCUUUAAAAAAAGGAGAAGGAAGAAGAUAUUGGCAAAUAUAGUUCUAAAUAUUCCAGUGUCUGAAUAUAAGAUGGUGAGGUCAUGGCUGGAAUGUCUGUUUGAUCAGGAUUAACCUGCAGCUAAACUACAUCACUACCUUGUUUCAUUUGAACCAUUUGGAUUAUGUAAUCCUAGAUACACUAUGCCUGAAUAAACAAUGAGACAUAUGAUGUCAUUGAUCAUAUGUUUGUCAACCCUGUCAAGGCUGACCUGUGGCUAAAUACAUAUUUGGAGCAAAUAAUACUGGCAGUGCUCAGUUAAUGCUGUUAUUAUUUGUAGUAGUAAGGGUUGGGGAAUAGCUGUAGGGCUACAUUAGUAGGGCCAAGACAUGAAGAAAUGAGUCACUCAAGAGUCCAAAUCUUGCUACAUUCAAAUUCUUCUUACUUCUUCCUCUCUCUUUGCUUUUUUUCUCUAUUUGAUAAAUUGUCAGACUUUUUUUUCUUAAUAUUUCCUGCAUGGUAUUAGUCAAUCUAGAGCUAUAGGAAGAAAUAUUUAAUGUGCCCAUACAGCAGGAAUGGACCUGGAACCAUUUGGUUGCAAAAGAAACUUCUGAACCAGUUCUGUCUGCACCUCUUUUUAUAUAAAAAAAAAUAUUAAAAAAUAGUGAAGUACAUAUGUUGUUUGGUCCCAAGUCAACCUUGGCUGAGCAGAUCUGUGAUAAAAAGACAUUGCAACCACGACCAUCCUGUCUUUUUGUAUAUCUAAGAGUAAAGACUAUAAAGACUAUAGUCUUCGAUAACAACUAGUGUGUGCUUUAACCCUUUAGCAUCUAAGGCAGCCAUAUCCAUCUAAAAUAUUUUACCUGCUUUAUGUUCAAAUCAGCUAGAUUCUGGCUUCUCACACUACGCUUUAAUGUUAUUCUAAAAAUAAGCAAUCACAUUGUCAAAAUCUCAGAGCAAUAAGGCAAUGCAUGAUGAAUUCAUAUCAAUACGAAUAAAUGAGUAUUACGUUUGAUAGAGAAAUCUGAAUGCUAAAGGGUUAAGGGAAUUUGAUUGCUAUUUCUAGCAAAUCAAGUAAUUAUAUAAGGCUCCCUUGUUGAUGAUUGUGGUGAUUAUUGUUGUGGUACUGUUGGGGAUUUCUGGAAAUUCUUUGACUGUUGACCAUUUUUGUUUUACAUUUAAAAAAAAAAAAUUGUGAAUACAUUUUGUAAGCUGAAAAUAAAUUUUAAAUUGUUCAGAUUAAACUAUUGGUGAA
Octopus sinensis (East Asian common octopus) is the source of this 8478-nucleotide messenger RNA. RefSeq names its product von Willebrand factor A domain-containing protein 8. NCBI's taxonomy places the organism in Eukaryota, Metazoa, Mollusca, Cephalopoda, Octopoda, Octopodidae. The transcript has 46 exons. Gene Ontology annotation, cellular component: cytoplasm. The record is from RefSeq and is a predicted model, not a curated record. Bases 175 to 5853 code for a protein of 1892 amino acids. Gene Ontology annotation, molecular function: ATP binding; ATP hydrolysis activity.